AUGCCCGCCGCACGAACCGAAGAGAAGGGAGAAUCGUCGACGGCCGCUUCCAAGGCUGCUGCCGCCGCACACGACUCGCCAAACUAUGAACUGCCAUGGGUGGAAAAGUACCGACCUGUAUUCCUGGACGACGUCGUCGGAAACACAGAGACGAUUGAGCGACUAAAGAUCAUUGCGAGGGAAGGAAACAUGCCCCACGUCAUCAUCUCCGGCAUGCCUGGUAUUGGAAAGACGACGAGCGUGCUGUGUCUGGCACGACAGCUGCUGGGAGACUGUUACAAGGAGGCUGUACUGGAGCUCAACGCCAGUGACGAGCGAGGCAUCGAUGUGGUGAGGAAUCGUAUCAAGGGAUUCGCCCAGAAAAAGGUGACGCUCCCCGCGGGGAGACACAAGCUCAUCAUCCUCGACGAGGCCGACAGCAUGACGUCGGGCGCGCAGCAGGCCCUGCGCCGCACGAUGGAGAUCUACUCCAACACUACCCGCUUCGCUUUUGCAUGCAACCAGUCCAACAAGAUCAUCGAGCCGCUGCAGUCGCGAUGCGCCAUCCUGAGAUACGGGAAGCUGUCGGACGCCCAGGUGGUCAAGCGUCUGAUGCAGAUCAUCGAGGCGGAGAAGGUCGAGUACAGCGACGACGGACUGGCCGCGCUGGUCUUCAGCGCAGAGGGCGACAUGCGCCAGGCCAUCAACAACCUGCAGUCUACCUGGGCGGGGUUCGGCUUCGUGUCGGGCGACAACGUCUUCAAGGUGGUCGACUCGCCCCACCCCAUCAAGGUGCAGGCCAUGCUUAAAUCCUGCUACGAGGGCAACGUCGACUCAGCCCUGGAUACCCUCCGCGAGCUCUGGACUCUGGGAUACUCGAGCCACGACAUCAUCAGCACCAUGUUCAAGGUGACCAAGACCAUCCCCAGCCUCGGCGAGCACGCUAAGCUGGAGUUUAUCAAGGAGAUUGGCUUCACACACAUGAAGAUCCUCGAGGGUGUCCAGACACUAUUGCAGCUGAGCGGGUGUGUUGCUAGGCUGUGUAAGAUCAACAUGGAUCCCAAGAAGUUCCAGGCAGCGGCAUAA
This is a messenger RNA of Geosmithia morbida, 1065 nucleotides long. RefSeq names its product replication factor C subunit 2/4. The transcript has 3 exons. Gene Ontology annotation, molecular function: ATP hydrolysis activity; DNA binding; DNA clamp loader activity. Gene Ontology annotation, cellular component: Elg1 RFC-like complex; nucleus; Rad17 RFC-like complex. The record is from RefSeq and is a predicted model, not a curated record. Gene Ontology annotation, biological process: DNA-templated DNA replication; DNA repair. Bases 1 to 1065 code for a protein of 354 amino acids. NCBI's taxonomy places the organism in Eukaryota, Fungi, Ascomycota, Sordariomycetes, Hypocreales, Bionectriaceae.